UCCAUAACACGCGUCUAAAGUUACAUUAACAGCUGCAUAUAGUAUAUAGUACAAAGAGUGCAUAACAAACUGAGAAUGUGAGAAAAACAUAGUGCAUAAUAAACUGAGAAGGGGAAACAUAGCCCGUAUACUGCAUUGCAAAAAGUUUAGACUGGUCUAGCGUUAUCUGGCCUGCAACCUAAAGUCCGAAACACACCAAUGAAUAUUCCUGGAAUAGUAACCAUAGUACAGCUAAUUAUCGAUUGUUAAAGGUUGGGCAUGCUGACACGUCUGUCCUUAUCCCGGGAAGUACUCAGAUGGAGCAGAAGGCUGGCUAAAGUACAUUUUCUACAGCCGGCAACACCGCCCGAAGUCACGGUAAUCUGCCGCUCCACGAUGGGGGAUCCCGUGAAACCAGUGCCUUUCCUAGAUGUGCGAAUACAGGAACAUGAUCUCCAUAGCGGAAUUCAGACCCUGCUAAAUAAACUUCGGCCCUGCUGGGAACUGAACAGCAUAAAAAUGAAGUUUUUUACAGAUGGAAUCACUAACAAAUUGCUUGGUUGUUACACUGACGAAUCGAUGGAGGAUGUCAUUCUAGUUAGAGUGUACGGAAAUAUGACAGAGCUAUUUGUAGAUCGGGAAAAUGAAGUGAAAAGUUUUCAAGUACUUCAUGCCCAUGGCUGUGCUCCAGAACUGUACUGUACCUUUCAAAAUGGCAUUUGUUAUCAGUUUGUCAAAGGAACUGUGUUGGAUAAAUGGCUGGUCAGAGAGCCUUCUAUAUACAGAUUAGUUGCAAAGGAGAUGGCCAGAAUUCAUUCUAUUAAACCUGAACAGAAAUUACCUCUUAAACCUGUUAUCUGGAAAAAGUUGUCUAGCUACAUGAAUUUACUUGAGGGUGCCUUUGAUGCAUCACCUGAGAGACAAUCCAUCUAUGUGAAUGAGGUUCCAGCAUUUGACAUUCUGUCUAAGGAAAUUGAGGCCUUGAAGAAUCACCUCUCUAACCUGAAGUCCCCAGUGGUGUUAUGCCACAAUGAUCUUCUGUGCAAAAACAUCAUCUACAAUGAAUGGAAGGGAUUCGUUAGAUUCAUUGACUAUGAAUAUACAGGGUAUAAUUACCAAGCAUAUGACAUCGGCUGCCAUUUUAAUGAAUUUGCAGGUGUAAGUGAUGUUGACUACACGCUUUGUCCAUCAGAAGAGAUGCAGUAUGACUGGCUUAAGACGUACUUAGAGACUUACAGAGAGUGCAACAGCGUGGAAGGUGCAGUCAGUGAAGCGGAAAUACAAACACUUUAUGUACAAGUUAACAAGUUUGGAAUGGCUUCACACUUUUCUUGGGGCCUCUGGGCUCUUCUCCAGGCCAGAUACUCAACUAUUGACUUUGAUUUCCUGAGGUAUGCCGCAGCACGUUUCAAGCAGUAUUUCAAGAAAAAGGAUGAAAUCUGGGCUAUGAAGCUUCCUUAAGGAAUAAUCUGAAUGAAGCUAAUAUACUGCCAAGAAACCUACAAAAUACUUUUAUAGAUUUUGUAACACCUGCAUAUUUUUCACUAGUGUCACAUAUGCAGAUUAUGGACUUGGCUGAUAAGAUUUCACAAUUUAGUUUUGCUUUUUUUUUUUUUUUUUUGUGGAAGCACUGCAGAGAGGCUGGCUGUAUACAGUACAUCAAGCACGGUUGAUACAUCGUCUCUACCACAUCACAAAGACAUAUACCUCAGUAGCUAAAACAUUAUGCUUUGUUAUUCAGAUGUUCUUCUGUAUGCCAUGACUACUAAUUUCAACUGUUGGGAAAAUUUAUCUGCUUCUAAAUUCCUUGAUCUAUUGUAACUUGCACUAAGUCAGUAAACUGGCUAAACACAUAGCUUGGGAGAAUUCAGUUCCAUUAGACUAGUGACUUUUAUCAUUGCAUAUUAAGUCGCAUGUAGAAGAGGAUUCCAAGUGACGUGGGCAGCUGUUUAGAGUGUGACUGUAAAAUUAUGGCCAUGUUUUUUCUUCACUGUUUUCUGAACAGCUAAGUAGAAAUUCCUUCAUCUUUUUCCACAGAUGUAACAGAUUUUCUAGUGAAAAACAAGAGACCUUCCUUCUUCACAGCUAAAGGAAGCAUCUGUUAGCGCUUUAUUUCUUCCACUCAGUCUGACUCUUUGAUGACAUCUUUCAUUCAAAAUGUUGGUCCAAGCAAAUGGAAAUCCAGUUGUUCCUGUGAACCGGCUUAGAGAAAAAGCAAAAUUAAAUAGGCUGGUUACUAUUAAGUUUUUGAAAAUUCAAGUUUAAGUACAGCAAGGGCUUCAUCAAAUUUGUAUUAUCUAAAAUAAAUGUAAUUUAUCCAGGUCUAAGCUAGAACAAAUAUUAUGAACCAAAAUACUAGAAGGUGGCAUAAUUAUUUCUUUGAGCAGUAACAUAGAGGUAGCAUGUACUGAAAUUAUAAAUCAUUAUAAUCUAAGGAUGAAAACUAUGGAGGAAGUCUAUAUAUAAAUUAAGAUAUAUUACAGCUACAGUAGGAGCCAAAUCCAUAGACAUUUCUCUUGUAAUAAUAGAAAAUCAAACCAUACUCAUACAGAAUACUAAGUAAAGCACAGUAUAGAAUGAUUAUGCACUUAUUGAAGUAUAAUGCAAAGCUCAGUGGCACUGGUUAAGAAAAUUUUAAUUUCUACAAGCUGUUUUAAUCUGUACAUAUAUAAUAUGAUUCCAUAAUAUACACAAACUCAUGUGCACACACUUAUUGUAAAAUGGAUGGACAGUAAGCUACAUAUGUCCUCUAUUAUAGUAACAUCUCAUUUAAGCAACACAUUAAUCAUCUAGGACAAAUUUCAGCAUACAGUGAAUUGUUGGGAUCAGAAAAAUAAAACCCUGCAACUUACAAAUAAAGGCUCUGUCCUUUGACAUCUUAUUUGUUCACAGUAUUGAGAGCAAAAUGUGUUCAGUAUAGAGAAAAUUUUAAUCAUUCAGAAUUCUGCACUUAACAGUUCAGAAAAUGAAGUUGUCCCUCUGCACUUUUUAUAUUAUUUUCCUCUGGUAAUAAAAUGAUGGUACUUAAUAACUAAUUGACAACCUAAAAGGACAAACAAGGAAUAGCACUAAAGUCAUUUCAUAGAAUGACAUUUCUGUCCAUUAAAGAAAACAAGAAAAAGCAAUUUUCUCUAACCAACCACAUGAAUAAUGCUUUUACUCUAAUGGAAUUACAUACUGUGUAAUGCAUUUAACUUUGGUAAAGUUUGUCUGAUAAGAUGGAAUGGGACAAACAUGGACCAGGUUCAGGUAACAAAUUUACUCUUGAGCCAAAUAUAUAAUGCCAGUUUUCCAGCAUUUCCUGUGUUAAGUAGAUAAACAAUCCUACCUAGUAAUGGGAACUGUGGAGGGUUUUGUUAAUAAAAAAUUUACUGUGUAAAAAAUGUGGAAUUAUAUGGAAAGGUAACAUCAGGUAUGUCCAUCGUGAACCACUUGUUCAUUAGGGGAUUAUUUUACACAAGUGUCAUCUUGUCAGUGAUGAAAUGAAUGCAUGCUGUUCAUUUUUGUGUGUUUAUUAUUCACACGUGUGUACUCCAGUGUACAUGCACUCACGCACACACACACACACACACACACACACACACACACACACACACACACACACACACACACACACAAACACACACCCUUGUACGUGAAUGAAUAUGUGUGAUUCAGAAAAUGAACCUAUUAAGCAAUCGCUUGUGCUGAUUAAGAACUGUUAUGUAAUGCCACAAAAAAUGGUUAGUGUGGACUCUUACUUUUUAAAAUAUGAACACUAAUUAGAUCUUGAAGGCCAAGCCAUAGCAUUCUUAUUACAAUGUGGUCGUUUUGCAGACUGCUGUCUCAGAUUUGCUUAUAGUAAGCUUUCAGAGUACAGACGAGCUGGAGAACAUUAUUUUCUGAAGGAAUCAAUUACAGCACUGUCUGGAAGAAACAACUUCUCACUGACUUUUAACAAAAUGUAAAACUGAAGAUCCCAUAAGUUUUUGUUUAGGAAGUUGGCUAACUGAUUAAUAGGCUUUAGCCACAUUGAAAGAAACAUAAACUUAUUUGGCAAAUUAAGCCACUUUUAAAGCCAACAUCCUGUAAUUGUUUCCUCAUUUGGCCUGGCAGCUGUAGUGAAAAUAAUAAAGAAAAUGUAUAUCAUUAAACGCUAAAUCAAAACUGUGUUAAACAGAAGGUAGAAAAACAUGGAGUUCUCAUUUUAAUUGUCUUAAAUGCAUUUUCAAACCAGUCAUGGCUGCUGGUUAUUUUGCUCUUGAGAUUUCUAAGCUAUAAUUUUCAGUAAUGAACACAACCCAGAAGUGUAGUGGUUAUGACCUGUGUUUCAGAAAUGUGUGGGUUAGAAUUACACUAGAAGUAGAAAAGCUGGGCAGAUCAUUUGACCUUAUUACCCUGCUAAUACUCGUUACUUCCUCUGUAUGUACAGCAUUUAAAGAAAACUGUCAUCAAAAUACAAAAUAAAUUUAUGUAUGAAAGGCAUCUUUACAAAAUAUGUUUUUUUUUGUAAUGCUGGUAUGUUUUGAGGGAAUAAAGUAUAUAUACUUUAAGGAC
Messenger RNA from Protopterus annectens (West African lungfish), 4515 nucleotides. RefSeq names its product ethanolamine kinase 1-like. Gene Ontology annotation, biological process: phosphatidylethanolamine biosynthetic process. The coding region runs from base 259 to 1440 and encodes 393 amino acids. Gene Ontology annotation, cellular component: cytoplasm. Gene Ontology annotation, molecular function: ethanolamine kinase activity. The record is from RefSeq and is a predicted model, not a curated record. NCBI's taxonomy places the organism in Eukaryota, Metazoa, Chordata, Ceratodontiformes, Protopteridae. The transcript is spliced from 8 exons.